AUGAGACCGUCUCCCACCUCAUCCCGACAUGCGGACGUCCUUUCCGUCCUGCGCCACCGAUUACUUCGGGUUACGACUGGCCUGAUCCUGAUCUGGCUUAUCGCGGUCUGGUGGGGCGAGCGAGGCAUCUACAAAAGCGCUGUCGCGCACUGUGCAUGGGAGAACUGGGAGCAGUGGACGACCCAAGCACAACCGCACCAUGUGCUCUUAAUAGCAGACCCUCAGCUCGUCGAUCCACACACUUAUCCAGGGAGACCAUGGCCGCUGGAUCGCUUGACGACUCUAUACACGGACCUGUACCUCAGACGGGCCUACUAUAACCUUCAGCAUGCUCUCCAGCCGGAUUCAACCCUCUUCUUGGGCGACCUGUUCGAUGGCGGCAGAGAAUGGGGCACGGGAGGGUACAAGUCGCCAGAAGAUCGUUACAAAGACUAUGGUCCAAGAUUUUGGCUGAAGGAGUACCAGCGCUUCAGCAAUCUCUUCCUUCGCGAUUGGUUCCAGGGGCCCAUUGCCUCUCGCUCGGCACCCUAUGGCAGACAUCUCAUCGCGUCCGUUCCAGGCAACCACGAUCUGGGAUUUGGCAGUGGCAUCAGUCCACAGGUCAAGUCCCGCUUCGAUGCUUACUUCGGGCCUCUGAACCGCGUAGAUCUGCUCGGCAACCACUCCUUUGUGUCCCUCGACACUGUUUCCCUCAGCGCCAUGGAUGAGGUCGACCCCAAAACAGGCGCCCAUGGCGGCGACGCGUCGUCGGCUGCGGCCACCGCAAGUAGUCACCUCUGGCGUCCGGUCGAGGACUUCCUUGCUGCCGCCAAAACCCUACGCCACAAAGCUGUGCAGCGAGAGUGGCAUAGGCUCAGUGGCGCGGGCAUUCGGCGCCUCCAUCAGCCUGGAAUUGGGUCCCUCAAGGACGAAACAUUACCUGCAGAAAAAAGUCCGGCUGGACGAGUGCCUUCAAGCCAGUUUCCUUCCAUAAUCCUCUCCCACGUGCCGCUGUUUCGCCCUGCCGAUACACCGUGCGGCCCCCUGCGCGAGGGCCGCCCGUCUAUUCCUUUGUCCGCCGGCUACCAGUAUCAAAACGUGCUCACGCCCCUCAUCUCGUCGGACAUAAUCAAGCAUCUCGUCCCAGAAGAGAUAGUGGGCAUCUACUCAGGCGACGAUCACGACUACUGCGAGAUCUCGCACAGCGAAUACACUGGCGCGAUCAAAGAGAUCACCGUAAAGUCCAUGUCAUGGGCGAUGGGCAUCAGGAAGCCCGGCGUGCAAUUGUUGAGCCUGUGGAACCCUGUCGACCUGGAGCGGAUUCAGCAACAGGCGCACAACGGCGAUAGCCAGGGCCUGCCCACACCAAAAGAUACUGUGCAGAACCAACUGUGCCUCCUUCCCAACCAGCUGAGCAUCUUUCUAAGGUACGCGCAGCUGUUCGGCUUCACACUCCUCAUUCUGGGCAUCAACACCUUGCGCACCUCUUCCCCGCCAGAACCACCGCUCUCGAAAUCCGAGCCCUUACUCCCCCUCUCGCACCCCACCCCCAGCGAAGAAGACAUCAGCAAACCGCGCAGCCGCACCUCCUCCAUCCACCCCCACAACAGCGCAGCAGCCGCCGAGACCUCUUCCCGCAAGCUGGCUGGCUACGGCAACCUCCCACCCGCCUCGCGCUCCGCCUCGCCCGCCUUGCCAAUCGAACACGCCACGGAGGCCGCCGAUCCGGACGUAGGCGCCGACCCAUUCGCUCCUGCGCCUCACACGCUCGUCGCGAACGUCGAGGCCGACGACUGGGGAAUGCCGAAGCUCCGUCGACGGUCCCCGCUGCCGCCGCGAGGGAGGCUGGAGCGCUUCGCGUACAGCUUGUGGGAUGUGGCGUGGCCGGCGCUGCUGUGCUACGGGUGGUUUAUGUGGGUGGAUCGGGCGCGUUGA
This is a messenger RNA of Cyphellophora europaea CBS 101466, 1914 nucleotides long. RefSeq lists its product as uncharacterized. Gene Ontology annotation, biological process: GPI anchor biosynthetic process. The record is from RefSeq and is a predicted model, not a curated record. Gene Ontology annotation, cellular component: endoplasmic reticulum. The transcript has a single exon. NCBI's taxonomy places the organism in Eukaryota, Fungi, Ascomycota, Eurotiomycetes, Chaetothyriales, Cyphellophoraceae. The coding region runs from base 1 to 1914 and encodes 637 amino acids.